AUGACACAAACGUACAAAAUCGACUUGAAAUACUUGGAAGAGAUCCAGGAGGACGUCUUUGUUGCACUUCACUCGACAUCAACUGAAAAGGGUGUCGAGGAGGUUGCCAUUCACAAAGCACUCAUUGCUGGUGGUGAUCAAUGCACAAAAAUAUUGACUUAUUUGUCUCUCAAAUCCACGCUGAUUGAAGGCAAAGACAAUACUCCACAAGUCAUUGUGAGCAAUUCAGAGAAGUUUAAUAUGACCGAGGGUGCAGUGAUCACCAUUCACCAAGAACAUUUAAAUUCAUUAGUUCAAGGAAGUGGAAAGAAUGAUUUGAUGUUCUACGCACUUGCUUUAUCACAACUGAAAUUGUUGCUGUUCCCGGGUGAUUCCAAGACAAUGAAUGAGGCUACCACUCUUUAUGAAAAUACUUUGAAAAACACAACAGAGAAGAAGAAGAAGGCUGAAGACCUUUUUGUCCAACUUAAGAAGUACAAAACCGUCUUUGACGAAUUGAUCAACAAGGACUUCCCACUCACACUCUUUGAAGAAAUUGAAAAGUUUAUUGUGGACUCAUUUACUAACGAAGUCUUUGUGGAAAACUACUUCGCUCCCAUCGAGGAGAUGCUCAUUGCACUUUUGGGAUAUCCCAUUGACUUGAUUCGAGAAAGAGCACUUGUCCUCUUAAAUUGUUUGUAUGAUGGAAGUUUGUACGAGACCACUGCGCCCGUCUUUGUGGAAAAAGUGUUACAAGUUGGGGAUGUGCUUACACUCACAAACACAUAUAAACACCCAAUAUAUAGUACAAUUAUCAGUGAAGGAAAGAACCUCAUUGCGGAAGUCACUAUGCCACAAGCUAAAAUACUUGAUGUCAAUUCACCACUCCAAAGAACAAGCUACUAUACACCACUUAAUAUGAACAUCGGAACUACACAAAAGCCUGGAGAGUAUGAUGUGGUUGUUGGCACAAUAGAGAAUAAUAAGUUUGUGCCGUGCAAGUGCUCUGGUGGGUUUGUUCAGGUCCGGUUACUUGUCCUCCCAGAGAAGGCGAAGAACAUUUCCUUGUACGGCGUUUCGGAUGGUGGAGAUAAACCAGAGUUGUUGACGAGCGAAGUUGUUGAAGAAGCGGGAAUCAAUAUGGUGCAUUUAGUCUUGUUAAACACAGUCAAGACAAGAACUUUGGAAGACAAUAAAUUUGCACAUGAUUUGUUUGAGAAGGUCAGAGGAUUUGAGACCAGAAAUGUCGGGAUGAUGGUUGAUUUUCCAUUACAAGUCUCGUCUUCGGUCCCAGAGUCUUCACCGUACCGUGCACUCUUUUGUGAUGCAGACGGACAUAUUGCGGGGACGAGUGAUUGGGCGUACUUAAACUUCAGAAGUGUGACGUGUUGGGAUAAGGCAGUUGAAGAUAUCAAAACAUUACAAAGAGAGAGUCGGGUCGACGCUGUUCGUAUUACAUCGCGUGCGGAGUCAUUACUUCCGAUUGUUGUGAUGGAUACGGAGAAGUCGAAAAACAUGACGGGAUGUGUUGUUGAUCCACAGUGCAUUUACGAUAACGAAAAGCUGUCACAAGGGUAUCCCAAUCCAUUCUUGAGAAAGUUGACGAGAGACGUCUGGAAGACGAACCCGGACUUUGUUUUCUUUGUUGACGCGUUUGACGAAGAAGUGAUGUCCGAUAUCCGCUCUGGUGUCUUGCCCUAUAUUGAAACGAUGAAAGCGAUGUGGUCGCCGAAGUUUGAGAGAGUCUUCCAACUGGGAAGCUUGUCUGGUCAAAUCAAAGCACUGAAAGAACUUAAAGAGCCGUUCUACCCAGAGAAGUACCCACAAGGGACCACAUUUGCACAUCAGCCGUUUACUAUUCAUCCUGCUAUGCAACAUUUCAUGGCAGCGCUGCCCGUUAUCCCCUGUUUGAAUUCGAAUAACACGUAUAACGAGAAAUACGCACAGUUGAACAAGAAGAGAGCACUUAUUCGAGAAAGAGAGCAACACUUGAUGAUCUUUGGUAAGAUCAGGGUGCUCACCUGUGUGAAUGACGCCGGAGAGAACCAAGACCAAGUCAUUGGGUUGAUGCGUGAGCAUUCGCACUCGUCAACUGCCGCCCUUGUUGCUAUUAACACAGCGGACUACGCAACGACAGUCCACUUUGACUUGAAAAACAUGAAAUUGAAACAUGAACCCAAAGACGAUGAUGUAAUGGAAGUGAUUGAUGUUGUCACACACCACAGAGAGUUGAUGAGUUUCAAGGAGUUGUUAGAAGAACAGAUUCCCAUCAAGUUGAAGCCAUUUGAUAUAGCGUGCAUCAAGUUCACAGAAUACGCUCCACAUAAUUGCUUGAGAAUUGAUCAAGAGCACCAACAAAGCGCGGUGAAGCGUGUCAUUUCACUUGUCGAGAGUGGAAUGAAUCCAAAAGGAAAUUCAGUGUUUGAAGACUUGCUGAAGUACUUCAAUGAGAAGAACGAGGGUGGGUUGUCGAAGUACAUUCACAACUUGCAGAGGGCACUCAGUGCCACAGGAGUGUUCUGUGCGCCAGAGAAAGUCGCUGCGUUCAUUCAUGAGAUCUUCUUCCAAAUCAAUAACAUCAGUGGUCUGAGAGACAGACACACGCCAGUGAUCGGGUAUGACGCCAUUCGAGGUGUUGCAAGUGACAGUGGAAGUUCUGCCGACAUCUGUCGACUUGUUUUACAGAAGAAUAAGAUGGGACCUAUUGUUUUUGUCACUCCGGAACUUGGACGAUUCUCGACGAUUGGAGGGAUUGGGGUGUUGAUCAACGAAUUGACGAAAACGCUUGCGGAGUUAGGGUCAGAAGUGAUAGUGAUCUCGCCGUACUAUAACACCAACAAGAAAGGACAAACCGGGUACUUGAAGAAUGAAGGUGUGAAACAAACGGGGACGGUGACGAUCAAAAUAGCGCAUGAGCCGGUGAGUUGUGGGGUGCACUUUACACGUGAGAAUAACGUCGACAUGUACUUCUUACACAACUACAACUACUUCCCAAUGGCAUAUCCACCAUUCAGUGCUGAAGACCAUUUACGAUCGGCCGUGUUGUUAGGGAAAGCGACGUUGCAACUGUUGUGCGACAACAACAUCCACCCUGAAUUGAUCAUAACGAAUGAUUGGUUGACUGGGAUGGUACCUGCCUAUGGUAAACACCAAUUUGGAGAUUACUAUAAGAAUACGACUUUCUUCCAUAUCGUCCACAACUUGGAGAAAGGAUAUAUCGGAGACUUGUACCCGGACAGAGAUCUGUCAUAUGUCCACGAACUUCCGGGGGAGUUGGUGAAUAACCCCGGCCCAAGAAGUAUUAACAUGUCGAUGUGUGCGCUGAAGUGUUCAGAUAAUUGGGGGACAGUGAGUAAGAGUUAUAUGAUCGAUGCGCUGCACGGGUCACCGUUGAUGUACUUCCUCAAUAUGUUCCCGAAACCAUUUGCGUGCAGUAAUGGCAUUUCCGUAGUCCAUCGAACGGAAGUGUUGAAGAAGAUCUCACCGAAUCUGGAUCACUAUGAAUGUAAGAGACAAUUACAACAGAAGUACUUCAAUCGCGUUGACGAUUCGAUUCCAUUGUUUGGAUUUGUCGGAAGAAUCUGCGAGCAAAAGGGAGUCUUCUUGUUGUUGGAUGCGAUUUGGACGAUUGUCAAGGAGACGGAAGGGAAGUGCCAAUUCAUCAUUGGAGGGAUGGCACCGUCGGAUGAUCCAUAUGCCGUUGCGUGUGCGUCGAAGAUGAGAGAAAUGUGCGGGACAUUCCCACAAUGCUUCUGGGCAGAACCGUCGAAAUUCUUCACAGAUGGCCCACUGAUGAAUAUGGGAUGCGACUUCACAUGUAUGCCAAGUAUGUUUGAACCAAGUGGGUUGGUCCAACAAGAAAGCUUCUUGGGUGGAACACCAGUCAUUGCGUUCCAAACGGGUGGACUGAAAGAUACCGUGUUUGAGUAUGACCCCAUCAAGAAAACAGGGAACGGUUUUGUCUUCCAAGGAUUCGCAAUCGGAGACUUGAUCUACGCUAUCCAAAGAUCUAUUAAAGUCUUUAAAGACCACGAAAACUAUACUAUACUCAGACAAAAUGCAAGUAAAUCAGUCCUCGAUUUGACAGACGUCGCUAUUGCGUGGGGAGCAGAAUUUGGAAGACUCAAGAAAAAAGUCUUCACUUUCAAACUUUGA
This is a messenger RNA of Entamoeba invadens IP1, 4134 nucleotides long. Its product is annotated as starch synthase, putative. Gene Ontology annotation, molecular function: glycosyltransferase activity. The coding region runs from base 1 to 4134 and encodes 1377 amino acids. The record is from RefSeq and is a predicted model, not a curated record. The transcript has a single exon. Lineage: Eukaryota; Evosea; Mastigamoebida; Endamoebidae.